Alternaria alternata is the source of this 2374-nucleotide messenger RNA. RefSeq lists its product as hypothetical. The record is from RefSeq and is a predicted model, not a curated record. Gene Ontology annotation, molecular function: amino acid transmembrane transporter activity. Gene Ontology annotation, biological process: amino acid transmembrane transport. NCBI's taxonomy places the organism in Eukaryota, Fungi, Ascomycota, Dothideomycetes, Pleosporales, Pleosporaceae. The transcript has a single exon. The coding region runs from base 300 to 2075 and encodes 591 amino acids.
CGUCCUUUGUUUUGCUUCAAGUAGCUCUCCUCUCCUGUGGUGACUGUCAUCUGUUUGCUCUUGCACAUUCUCAUACCCUUACUCUGUCACAACGUACUGCAAGCGGCAAACAUCACAACACGGUGAUGUCAGGCACACGGACCAUUUAAGCUUCGCAAAUCCUGAUUGGCCGUUAGUUCCAUCAUUCGGACCUCACCGCCAGACCCAGGCUACCAGACGCCCAAGUUUCGUAGCUCCGUCGAUAUUUUCUCAUCUACAUAGUACUGGGGGAUCUGUACAUCCGUCGAGCUAUCGCAACCAUGACCGACACGCCGCAGACAACUGCAGGUGCCGAUCCCAAGGAGGCCAGGGUCCUCGAACAGCAUUUAGACCCAAGCUACGACUUCUCAGAGUUUGACCCAGCAACACCGGCUCAGGAAGAUGGCGCAGACAGCGCUUCCAACUCAGGCGACCGUCAAAUGCCAGAGUCGUCGUUGCGGCUGCAGGGCGGCGAUAUCCAUCGUGAUCUGUACAAAAUCGCUGCACAGAACCGGCGGCAAAAGUUGCACCAACGAGCAGCAACCUUUUCCGACGCAGUACAUUUUGGCCGCAACAGUGCGCCGUCUAUUUCAGAUGUUGACCAUGACGAACUCCCCGUUCGCGACCAGCUUGCACCCGGCGGACUGAGACGACAAUACUUGCAGCGGCAAAGCAAGCGUGUCAGCUACAUCUCGGAGCCUGUGACGCGAAACUUCAUCUCAUUCCUUGAGCUGUACGGCCAGUUUGCUGGUGAAGAUCUUGACGAAGAUACAGACGAAGAGUCUGCCAUUGAUGAUGAAGAGGAAGAGGCGCAAGGCGAGCGCAGACCACUUCUCGGACGACGACAGAGUUCGAAAAGACUGAGGCAACAGGGCGACGCAGACCAAGUGAAGACCUUCUUCACUCUCCUGAAGGCCUUCAUUGGUACCGGAAUCAUGUUUCUGCCCAAAGCCUUCAAGAACGGCGGAAUGCUGUUUUCGUCCGUUACUAUGAUCUUGGUAUCUGCCAUCACCGCACUGUGUUUCGAGUUACUGUUGGCGACGAGGAAGAGAUAUGGUGGCGGUGGUUACGGUGAUCUAGGUUCCAUUGUCGUGGGACCGAGAUUUCGUGCCCUCAUCCUGAUUUCUAUCACGCUGUCCCAAAUCGGCUUUGUAUGCGCUGGUCUUAUCUUCACGGCAGACAAUCUCCGAUCGUUCCUUGACGCUGUUGCUCAUGCAAAAGAACCGCUUUCUACCAAUGCGCUCAUUGGUAUCCAGAUUGCUGUUCUGAUACCCAUGUCCUUCAUCCGAAACAUCUCCAAGCUCGGACCUGCCGCUCUUCUCGCCGAUGUCUUCAUCCUCAUCGGUCUGACGUACAUCUACUGGUACGACAUCUCGUGGAUCGCCAAGAUGGGAGGCUUCCACCCGUCUAUUGAGCUUUUCAACCCUCGUGACUUCACCAUGACCAUCGGUUCCGCCAUCUUCACCUUCGAGGGCAUUGGGCUCAUCCUUCCCAUUCAGUCCAGCAUGAAGGAGCCCGAGCACUUCAGCAAGCUCCUCUACCUUGUCAUGCUCAUCAUCACCGUCAUCUUCACGUCCGUCGGCGUGCUUUGCUACGGAACCUUUGGCGAGAACGUGUCAGUCGAGGUCAUUACCAAUUUCCCCCAGUCUAGCAAGCUCGUCAAUGCUGUCCAGUUCCUCUACUCUAUGGCCGUCCUAGUCGGCACACCAGUGCAGCUCUUCCCCGCUAUGCGUAACAUCGAGCUUAAGAUCUUUGGCCGCGCAUCCGGCAAGCAGAGUAACAUGACCAAGUGGAAGAAGAAUGCUUUCAGGACUAGUCUUGUCAUUCUCUGCGGUCUCAUUGCUAUCCUUGGAGCUAGCGACUUGGACAAGUUUGUUGCGCUCAUUGGAAGCUUUGCUUGUGUGCCUCUGGUGUACAUUUACCCUGCUUUCUUGCACUACAAGGGCGUGGCCAACCGUCCUUGGGAGAAGUUCGGCGAUGUCACUAUGAUGGUUGUCGGAGUUGUUGCCAUGGUGUACACUACUAGUGUUACUCUUGCUAGGUGGUCUGAGACUUGAGACUAGACAGAUGAGGAGGAGGGGUCGCGGAAAAAGUCCUUUUAUAGUACGGCGGGCAUGGGCUUACUUGUUGCAUAGUUUGUUAUUUUGGCAUGGCGUUCUGGGGGGUGGACGGAUAUUUGUAUGUUAUAUGCACGUUCAGAAUUUCAUGUAAUCAGUAAUGAGUAAUCAGUAAUGGAGUUUUCUCCAUGAAAUUCUGUUACUGAUUACACAUUACUGAUUACAUGAAAUUCUGAGCGUGCAUAUGUUACAUAGUUGCGAACUUAUCUCAUCGCAUUAAUUACGUGGUUCGCUCUAAA